This is a messenger RNA of Komagataella phaffii GS115, 849 nucleotides long. RefSeq lists its product as hypothetical. The record is from RefSeq and is a predicted model, not a curated record. The transcript has a single exon. Lineage: Eukaryota; Fungi; Ascomycota; Pichiomycetes; Pichiales; Pichiaceae. Gene Ontology annotation, cellular component: nucleus; cytoplasm. Bases 1 to 849 code for a protein of 282 amino acids. Gene Ontology annotation, molecular function: heat shock protein binding.
AUGGCUGUUCCUUUUGAAAUUGAACCAUACGAAAUUCUUGGUGUGAACAAUGAAGCUACACCUGUGGAAAUUAAAAAGUCCUACUACAAAUUAUGCCUGAUACACCAUCCUGAUAAGAAAUCUGGAUCAGACUCAUCAAAUGACGAACAUUUCCAAAAGAUCCAGUUUGCUUAUUCAAUUCUCUCUGACUCGAAAAGGAGGAAAAGAUACGACAGUACAGGGUCACUAGAUGACACUGCCCUAGACGAAGAUGGGUUCGAUUGGAAAGAGUACUUUGAGACGAUGAAAAGCCAGCCAGUCACUGAGGAUUUGAUUGAAGAAGAUAGAGAAAAGUACAAGGGAAGUGAUGAAGAGAAGCAAGAUAUUAUUGAUGCUCUCCAAUUUUAUGAAAUGGACGUUCCAAAGCUCUUUGAGGCCAUUCCUCAUCUCGAGUUUGACGAGAGUGAAGAAGAACGUAUCUUCCACUUGGUAACAGAAUUGGUAGACAGCAAACAGGUUGAAACUACAAAUAAAUGGGACAAGUACAAACACAAUAGGAAAUCCUUCAUAAAGAGACAAUUGCGCAAAUUGGAAAAGGAGGCUGUUGAAGCUGAAAAGCUUCAGAAGAAACUGGCGAAGCAAAAGAAAGCAGAUCAGGAUAUUUCAACCUUGCAAGGACUACAGUCAAUUAUUCAGGCUAAACAACGAUCAUCUAAUCAAAAGUUGGACUCGUUGAUAAAUAAACUGGAAACCGAAGAGGACGCAAAGGUAAAAUCCAAACGAGGUAAGAAACGGGGUACCAAAAGGGCAGCAGUCCCAGAUAUUGACGAAGAAGAGUUCCAAAGAAUCCAGGCAAAGCUGAAACGAUAG